AUGUAUGGUAGUGCUGGCAAGCGUAUCGACACACGCUAUCGUGAACGACGGUGCUACAUGCACGAUGCGCUCCGUGUCUUGCCAUUAUAUCGCCCACCGUGGCUAUUUCUUAGGACGCCGCUGGCAAAGAUCUACAUUCCCACGAAAGACUUCCCCGAUAUCGAUUCCAUCGGUCAACUCGUGGGCCCUCGCGGGCAUUGUCCGGAGGAUAUGAACAAGCAAUCUAGAGCAAGCAAGCAUUGCCAUUCGCGGAUGCGGCUCUAUCAAGGUAGGAAAGGUCGAGCAAGAGAUUCGUGA
Molecule: messenger RNA, 297 nt
Organism: Truncatella angustata
Lineage: Eukaryota; Fungi; Ascomycota; Sordariomycetes; Amphisphaeriales; Sporocadaceae
Exons: 2
Coding region: 1-297 (98 amino acids)
Molecular function (GO): RNA binding
Source: RefSeq, a predicted model, not a curated record